UGGUAGCCGAUGGUACGGCCCAAUUAGCAGGCCAUAGUAUAUAACAGUCCUUUGCGAUGGGCCAUGCCUUUUCUGCACCGGGGGAAGACCUGACCACCAGCAUGAACUACUUGGCUCUGUCUGUGCUGCUAUGUGCUCUGGCGCCACUGUCAAAUGCUCAUUGCUUCCAUAAGGCCAUAAAACCAGGCGUGACCCGUUGUCAGGACGAUGUGGAUCAGACGUGGCAUGCUGUGGGAUCUAGAUGGAGAAACAGUGCAUGUAUGGACUGUGACUGCGGUGGCUGCUGUGCUGGGUAUUCAACCCCCAGAUGUUUCCCUGAUGACUGCGUGUCAGUUUUUGACUCUGAUGCUUGUAAAUACAUAGUGCACAAGAAGAACGACCCAUCCAUAUUAUGUCCAAUUUAUGGAGCAGUAGGGAAGUGAUGGCUGUUUUGAAGGUCUGCAGUAUUUUCUUGGACGAGUGAGAAAGAUGGAGUUGGGAUCCCUCACUGGCUUCUCACCGGGAAACACUGCCUGUUGUGUUGGUUGUAACACACUACCAAACACGAAGAACAGCUGCUGAAAAUAAAAUCUCAAAAUGUAAAUUUC
This is a messenger RNA of Perca flavescens (yellow perch), 587 nucleotides long. RefSeq names its product beta-microseminoprotein A1-like. Lineage: Eukaryota; Metazoa; Chordata; Actinopteri; Perciformes; Percidae. The transcript is spliced from 4 exons. The record is from RefSeq and is a predicted model, not a curated record. Bases 57 to 422 code for a protein of 121 amino acids.